CAAGCUCUUAAGUUGACUUAGAGCUCUCUUUGUUCUCCCUCAAUGUCUUCCUCAAAAACAAGCCUGUUAGUUUUAGAGAGUGCUAUCCAAAUCCCAACAAAGAAAAGAUAAAAUCAACCAAUAAUUUCUUGAAAAUGAUUUCAGGGUCCGCUUCAUGUUUCCCCAGUGCAUCACAAGGUUCGCCAAUGUAUCCCUUGGCUGAAGAAAACAUGGUUCCAUCUUCCCUCGAAGCUGGUUCAGGUUCAGGCCCAGAUCAGUCUCAUUCAACCACUCUCCUCUACAAUCUCUCCAUCCUGAAAGAUAAAGUUCACGAGGCUCAGUCACUUGUUAGCAUCCUUAUAUCUCCUGAUCAAGCUCAUCCGGAGUCAACUUCUUUAGCCGUCUCAAGCAUGGAUUCUUUGGUUCAAGAUAUCAUUGUCACAGCAUCUUCCAUGAUAUUUAUUUGCCAACAGAUGUCUCUUGGAACUGCUUCAGGUAACAAUAUCAACACUGAAUUGCAUCAGCAGCAUGUUAGGGUGAUUCCUGAUAAUCGGAUCUCUCAACCACCCAACUUCAGUGAUAUUUGUGUUGGUAACAUUGUUCAAGAAAAAGGGCAAAGCUUUUAUUAUAGUGCUGAAACGAUUAGCUGGUAUGGCGACCACUGCAAUAAUGACCGUAACAACAACAAUGGCAAUAAUAGGAAUCGAAGUUUACAAGUCAGUAAUGACGAUAAGCUGGAAAGGAAAGAAUUUGUUGAAUUGCCUCGAAGAAGUGAAAUUAGCGGAGGGUGUGAAGCGGUUUCAGCUAUGAAAUAUGACAUAAUCGAAUUGGAUGCUGAAGACUUAUUAGCUAAGUACACACAUUACUGUCAAGUUUGCGGUAAAGGGUUCAAGCGAGACGCAAAUUUGAGAAUGCACAUGAGAGCUCACGGGGAUGAAUACAAGAGCAGUGCUGCUUUGAUUAACCCCAUGAAGAAUCCUAGAGAGGGAAGUAGUAGUAGUAGUGCCAUGGGAAACUGUUCAACGAAAAUGAAUAAGAAGUAUUCAUGUCCUCAGGAAGGUUGUAGGUGGAACCAGAAACAUGCCAAGUUCCAACCCUUGAAAUCCAUGAUUUGUGUGAAGAAUCAUUACAAGAGGAGCCAUUGUCCCAAGAUGUAUGUUUGCAAACGAUGUAACUGCAAGCAAUUCUCGGUGUUGUCAGAUCUCAGGACUCAUGAAAAGCACUGUGGUGAUCUCAAGUGGCAGUGCUCUUGCGGUACCACUUUUUCAAGGAAAGAUAAGCUUAUGGGUCACGUUGCUUUGUUCGUUGGCCAUACUCCAGCUCUUGUUACUAAUCCUAAGGCGAACCCAGGUUAGCUCCAACUCUAGAGCUCCUCUACUACGCGACUAGAUUAUAGGGACAGAUCACCCAUCUCUUUGACAGCAGCACAAAGAAAAACAAAUAUAGUAUCAACACUGAGGCCGAUGAAUUUACAGCUUUUGGUAAUAUCACCAUGGACCUUGAAAAUUUCACGAGCAGUGGGGACGAGAGGCGAUGGGAUUUUGUAUUUGCUAACGCUUUCCCACGCCCCUCCUAAUAAAUAUUUGAAGCUGUUGGUGUCCAAGUUGCUGGCAAUGUUUCCAUCAGUAAGUCUAGUGAUAAGAUUAUCCACAAGAUCAUCAGAGUAGUACUGCAUGUCGGGCCUCGUCCCGCUCAAUGUGGAAAAAGAAUUUUAGACUAAUUCCACCCUCAUCUGACACCUGAAAUGUUUAUAUAAGUUGGAGGAAACAGAAAAGUUGAGUAGAAUGGAAAUGAAACUUAGCUUGCUGAACCGGAGAAGAAAAGGAAAAACCCAGAGGUGUUACAUUGUCAGGGUCCCAGUUCAAAUCCAAUAACAGCGACCCGCAUGGGAAUUUUCAGAAGCACUUGCUUCCACAAUUAAAAGGGAAGGCAAAUACGUGUACUGGAAAGAUUGAAGGUGUGUAUAAUCAAUGUACAUACCAUAAAACCAAAAGAAAUAAAAAUGCCCCCUAUAUAUAAUAGGAUCGUAAGUACUAAUAAUUCUACCCUUAAACUAAUUUGUGCUAUAUCUUUAAUCAUUGUCAAAAUUGUAUCUGCUGUUGAUUACAUGUCUCCAAAUUGUUUGCUCUAGAUAAGUAAACGAGUGUGAUCAAGGAAUUCUAUGCCAA
Molecule: messenger RNA, 2147 nt
Organism: Gossypium raimondii (Peruvian cotton)
Lineage: Eukaryota; Viridiplantae; Streptophyta; Magnoliopsida; Malvales; Malvaceae
Product: protein SENSITIVE TO PROTON RHIZOTOXICITY 2
Exons: 2
Coding region: 135-1334 (399 amino acids)
Biological process (GO): response to aluminum ion; response to acidic pH
Source: RefSeq, a predicted model, not a curated record